GGCUGCGUUUGACAGCUGCGAAAUGGAAAACGUAUAGCGCAUAGCAGACCUGGAAAAGCAUGCUGCUCCAAGGCAACCAUACUUUCUCCAGGAAUGGGUUGCAGCAUGGCCCUUUAUAGCCUGCGACUACCCUCGUAAAUCUGGGCCAAUUGGACAACACGAAGGAUUUGAUAAGGGGGAUAAUUGCUCUUUUUUUCUGCACUGAAUCCUUGUAUUUGUAGUCUUUGUAAGGACAUGCACCGUGCGUUCUCGUUCCCGGUGACGGUGGAGCGCAGUCGGACCAAGGAGCGCCUGGAGGCGAGUCUGGCCGGGCUGUGUGAGCUGGAGCUCCGCAAGCAGAGGCAGGAAUGCCUGGUGCUGGGGGCGCUGGCUCUUGGAGACCCUCUGCCCCAGGACAGCUCCAGAGGAGAGCUGGCGUGUUUCAGCAGCUGGGGGCAGGAAAACUUGACACUUAGGCGUCAGCUGGUAAGAACUUUGAGUGUCUUUUACUGCAUGUUUGGAUUCCAGCAGCUCUUCCAUGUUGACUCACACCACACCACCACACCCUGUGUUUGAGAUCCCCUUUUGCCCCAUAUGCCACAGUCGUGCAGAGUUUUUGAUAUCUGCUGGUCUCCUCAGUGUGAUACUUCUGACCGCUGGAUGGACUCUUGCUCUGGGCUGCGCCUUUUGUGUGGAGAUGACCCCUAUUUGCGAGAAAAAGUUACUCAACUUGAUUAAUAGUGUCUCUGUUUGAAAAGGAUGUAAUGCGUUUCUGCGCUUUGGGCUGAGAUUUAUGCAUUGGGGUAACGAAAUCAGGGGGUGGAGCACCCGCCGUUUGUGGCACAGACCGACUAUUUAAUGGCCCAUUGUUCCCUCAUCAUGGACUUUUGUAGGUUUUACAACUUAACAAGCUCUUAUUUGUGUUUCCUGCAGAUUAUAAAGGGAUGAGUUAUUCUCUCAGCUUCGUUUUGCCCUUUCGGCUAACAUUUUUAUGUUUGAAUUACUCUCUUUAUAAUUUAUAGGACUGCUUCUCUUGUGUAGAGCUCAAGCUAAGUUGCGAUGCGUAUGUUCAGCUGUGACGCACUGACGCCAGGAUUAACAUGAUUAUUAAAAACUGGGUUACGACAGUCGAGUAAAAGUUGUUAAGAGGCGAGACAACAACGGCAUCUUCAUCCUCAAGUUUUACGCACCAGUGAGCACCCCUUCUGCUCUACAUUUCAUUUUUGUUUCUCUUUAUUUUUAUGUCUUUCUUCUGCGAGGGUUAAAUUUGCGUGUCUUUAAGUUUGGUUACAGUUUGGCUGCUGUGCUUGGGCAGCUUGAAGGCUGUCCAAACAUUGCUACAAUAGGAAGCCAUUAUUAUAGAGGGUGAAAAAGAAAUUAAAUCAGCCGCCUCCUCUUCACACCUCCUUUUCUCCUCCCUCCCUCUCUCCCUCCCUCUUCUCAGCCGGGGGCCUAACAAUAGGCGCAUAUGGAGAGGAAUACUAAUGCACACCGACCGAGGCCCCAGUGAGGCGGCCUUGUGCACUUGCGCCAGUUUGGCAGGGCAUGAUUUGGGCACAGUGCUUUAUGAAGUUUGAGCUGGGGGAAUCCUUUUGUAUGUGAUUUGGAACAAAAGUAACGCUAAUGACAAAACUAAUUUCUAAAGGAGUCCGUGGGGUCAAGUGUCCCCUUUGUGCGCACGCAGCAGUUCAGUGCGUUUACAUCCCCGUGGAGCUCGCCUGCGCGCGUCAGUGUCGCCUCGUCCACGCACUGACAGGAAACAGCCAUUUUCAAAGCCAGGGGAAGGAGUGACACGCGUUUCCCCUCAGGGCUGCAUAUUUACCACGUUUUCAUUCUGUGCGCAACGCGUCUCUGGAUCGAUGUUUAUUAACUGUUAUGCUUAUCCAAGCGUGUGAGUAAUUACACGGAGAAAUUCCUCGGAGAAUGCUCUCUGUCCAACAGGACUCUAAUUGAAGUCUCAAAUUGAGUCUUCGAUUUGAUUUCUGGUCGCCAUCUGCGUCCGAGCCAAAUCCCUGAUCUCAUCUAGGCAUGUAGGUUAAAGUCGCCAAAAUGUGUGGUUCACGGAUGUGACACAGAAACAUCUGACACAUGGGACUGAUGGUGUGCGUGUCGCUUUUUCUUUAACAUGAAUGUGGCCCCAGACAGGCUGAGAGACCUUUUUUUCCCCCUUCCUGAUAACAUACAGUGUGUAUGUGUUUCGCUAUAGAAGGUGUUGACAGCUGUGGGACGCCAGACAGCAGCUGGGAAAGCAUGCAGCUCUGACCUCUCUCAGCUACCUACUGUGUGUGUUUAGAUAGAGUGGAAGAGCAUGUAUGAAUUGUGUAUGAGUGUGUGACACGCAUUUAUCGAUUUGGGUAAGUGUUGGAGAUUUUCAAACAAAAGUGACCUCAAGUUUUUAUUCAUUUCCUUUUAAAUGAAUUGAGCUUCAGCAUUCAGAUGCAUCAGUCAAUCUUCAUUAAUCCCAGGAGAGCAGUUAGUUUGGCACAGCUGGUGCUGCAUCAGUGGUACACCACAAACCAAGACACUAUAUAUACAUAAAUAUAUAGAUACAGAUCUAUAGAUAGAUAUAUAGAUACAUAUUCCUAUGUACACGUGUAUGAGAACCAUCCUUACGCUGAAUUUUGCCCAUGGCUCCAUAAAGGUAUUGCUCUUUCUUAAACCAUUACUAAACUGCUGCCUUGUCAUCAAUCAGGUCAUGUGUGUCCUUGUAUGAAGACAGCAGCACAUCAUUAGUGAGACUCUGAAGUGAAGCCGUUGGUCUCCUCUGCAGUGACUGAUCACCAGAGUGGAUCACCGGAUGGUUUCCUCUGCUUUGUUGUACCACACAAAAACCAACACUGUGGGAUUUUGCUUAUUUACAAUCACAGUCAUUGAGAAAACAAUGAUUCUGAGCAUGUAAAAAAACAUGCAAAUACACUGACAUGCCAGGUCGUCCAAUGCACAUUUGCAAAUAUGAGAGCACAAAUGUACAAUGAGAUGGCGUCUGGGUUGAUUCCACAGUCGGUCACAUGAGCACAGCCUGGUGCAUGUCCCUCUUAGGAGGCUCUAUUCACAGCCAACCCACCAUGGUGCCCUGCCUUCAAGCUUCUGUGCACGUAGCACACAGUCUGGGCAUGCUAAUGACUGCCAUUCAUUAUGCUUAUGUAAACACUGUGUGCACCUAUGUGUGUGUUUGUGUAAAUCUGACUUCUGUCAAAUUGGAAAUGGUAAUUAAAAUUUAAUUUACUCCUUGGAAAGAAAUCAUUGAAAAUGUGUGUGUGUUUAAAUGGAAAAAGACGGGAUCAGUGGUUUUGUCAGGUGUGUGUGUGUGUGUGUGUGUGUGUGUGUGUGUGUGUGUGUGUGUGUGUGUGUGUGUGUCUGGCCUCCCACCAGCCUCUCCAUGUGAAGCCAGUCACAACAUCGCUUUAAUUACAGAGGGCCAGCAGUGCGGCUGCAUGCCUUGCGUGCCCUGUUCCAUAGAUUUUCAUUUCUUGGUGUUUAUUGUUUAAAAAUGUGAGUGAUUGGAGGUUGUUGUGCAGAUUUGAACAUCUUAAGUCCAUAUCAAGAUCUUUUCUUCAAGUACAGACCAUUCGAUAUGCCUCAAAACCACCUUUUCACUCAGGCUCCCUACACUUGGUUUUGAUUUAUUUCUAUCAAACCGACCACUGGUUCACUGAGAGUCACCGAGAACGAUCUCACAUUCGAAAUCAGUCAGUAAUCAGUCAAAUUGCCAGCCUGGCUUCACCUGCUGUUGGGUCCUUUUCAUUGCCAGAGCAGGUGUUCCUGGUCUGUCGUUUACCCAGUGCGUAACAGCUUAAUGGCUAGGUGAGCCUGGCUGUGCCGUGUCCUCUCCGUCUCCCCCAUCCCCCACUAGCUUGGGGCAGAGGAUGCAGUAAAACAGUAAUGAUACAGUGUCAGGGAAUCAGUGUGGGACCAUUAAUAAUAGAGUGCAAUCAAAGAUCAGUCUGCGAAAAGGUCCCCGUUACGCUGUGAAACCACCCUAAAGCCCCGCUGCUAAAUGUUGCAUUGUAUUUGGUUUGUUUGUAGGACCACAAAGGUGUGUUUGUUUUCUGCAGCAUUAUAAUUUAAUGGUCCACACUUUGGCUUACAGCGUGUAUAUGUGUGUGCAUUUGUCAGCACAAAGAGGCUGCAGGCAAUCAAUUGUGUGCAUCUGUAUCAUUGAUUAAUUGAUUUCCUAUAGCCUCCCCUCCUCCCUGCUAUUUCUUUACCCUGCAAGAAGCUAAAUAAAAGCUACCCACUCCAGGUUUCUGCCUCACAAAACCAUAUUGAUGAAGUGAUUCUAAUGCUUUGUUUAUACUAAGACAAAAAGUCCCCUUGUCAGGACAGAAGAAAUGACCGUGUUUAGGGUGAAGAGGUUGUGUGGGGAGACGUAGGUUAGCUUGGGUCGAUUACCCCUCAACAGCGUACACGUUAUGGCAGCCUGAAGUCUGCAGGACAAAGGAGAGAAACAAAUCAAUGGUGCUCUAACCAAAAGACACUCUGAGAGUCAAGCUGAACAGUUUCCUGAUUUUCUGGAAUUUUUCUUUUGAUAGGUUCCAGGUUUUGAGUGAAAAAGCACGCGCCGAGACACAAACAUGUUCUGUUCUUUCAGGUUUAGGCUGGGAAAUGUUCAUGGUCCUGGAAAAUUGACAAUGUGACCUUUAAAGAAUGAGUGUGCAGCCAUGCUAGCAGGUCUGUGGGGGUGUAAUUAGGGAAUCUGGCACAACUUCACUUUCCAGAUGUAUGCAGAAGGGAAACACAUAGGUCUACCAGUUUAUUUAAGGCGGUGUUUCAUUUCCAAAGACAGUCCUGAGGAACGGCGGGGGGACUGUACCGCUAGUCUGACAGGUGCUCCAUCAACGCAGGCUUGGAAUAUGAAGUGUCCUCGAGUUAUAAGAAUAUGCUCAAUCUUCUGGUAAUGAGGUCUCUAAAUGAGCGCUGAAUGUCAACAGUAACACACCUCGAACAAAAUGAAGUGUCCUUGUGUGUGCAAAUAAGUGUUUGUUGGAGUCCAAAGCGCUCCUGCUUGUGUGUAAUCGUCUGCAGAUGACUAAACAUGUCUGAUGAUGUCAGCAGGAGACUGGAACAAUCGCUGAAUGAGCAUGUCCAAUUUCAGCGUUGUGUGCAUGUGUCACUAUCAGACUCAGUUUUGACUCUUAAGAAGGGUGCAAAGCCUUUCUCGUUCAUAGUUAUGUAUUUCCAAGGUGAAGUUUUGCAGAUUUUUUAGACUUGCAUUGUCUGCAUUGAGUCCUCAUUUUAAGGGUGUUGAGAAAGUGCGUGUGUGAUGCAUCCUCCACCCACAUGAGACACCGGCCCCCUACCCUUGACAGACUCUUGAAUUAUUCAUGUUCCAACUGACGUCUUACACAAGAGAGCACAGUGACAGAUAUGGAAGCUGUACAAAGAUGCAUUUCAGUGAUGCACAACUCUGACCUUGCAUGCCUCUUUUAUAUUUUUUAUAACUGGAAGAGCUUCUGCUUCUGAAUUUUUGCCUUAAACAGCUUUGACAUCAUGUGUUACCGGUCAUUUUCAAUCUGCGGAAGCUCAGACAAAGGGUUUAAAACACUCUCUACCAUGUUAUUGACUGCAGAUAUCUACAUCUUUAGAAUCUCAGCGAUUGUGCCUAAAUCUACUGUAUAAUCCACUGUGAUUGGCCUUUGUCGAACAUAAAUAGCCCCAGAGUAUAAUAGCCAACUUUUCAAGGCCUGGAGUGUCGUCUGUGGUUAGUAAUAAAGCUCUUCCAACCAAGACUUCCUCCUCCUUGUGUGUCUUUCAUUACAGUCUGACCAAAAGCCUGGCAAGCAAUGAUGGAGUCUGUGUUGUAAGAUGGUUUAUAAAACAUAUUUUCCUGCUGCAGUUGUAUUCAGAUAUCUGCGUGCAUGCCUUGGUGCAGUGUGUAGAGACUAAAAGCUAAAACAUUAAUUAACUGCCACAGGGUCCCGGGAUUGCUUUACAACAGCUUGCUUUUCACCUCUUUCACACUCUGUAUGGAUCAUUUCCCUGCAUGCAGCCAAUGAGCAUAAACACAAGCGAAGAUUUAAAUGCCUUUACAUUUUCAUUCAAAAUCUUUCGAACCUACUUAACUGUGCAAUAUUAUCUGUGAUGUGCAACAUCUUGUUCAAUAUGGCAAUUUAUACCUCAUUUAUCCCACUGAUUUAUCCCCUAUUGCACAAGUUCAAACUCUGACAGCAGCUACUGCAUUGCUUUUGCACUUUGUAAAUAUUUCUUUUACACUUUUUAUACUUUUGCAUCUUUAUUCUACUGUAUUCUUCUAAGUAUUUAUUGCUUCUUUGGGUUGAGCGAUCCACCUCAUCCAGGGCAUUUCAUUGCAUUGUUGACUUAGUUUAACCUGCAUAUGACAAAUAAACCAAUCUUAAAUCUUGAAUCUAAAGAUUAAAUCCAAAGUCAAACAGUCAGGAGAAAGAUGAUCUAUCUUAACAGUUGAGGCUAUCCGAGAGUCCAAAAAAGGAGCUGUAACAGAAAAACAGGCAGUGCAGAACAUACAGCUGUACUUCUGUCAUUAGCAUUUCUCCAAACCAGUAUUUUGAUUUAUGAGGGCUCUUGAACUUUCUGCUUUGUUGUCAAACCACUGAUUGCUGCCUCUUACCAUCUACUUACAAACCCUCUCCAACUGUGCAAUUAAACUCAGACGGCCACUGCAGGGCAGCUAAAUGUUUGUGUUUGUGUGUCCAGAGUGCCCUUCAGAGUUCCCCAUGGGGCCUGAUGCAAGCGCUGGAACAGCAGGUGGGAGAGCUGAGGAUCGACGCUGAAGAUGGCAGCUGUGAUGGAGCUCAAGGAGACACUGGCGACAGUCGGCCUAGUUCUGGUACUCUCCUGUUUGAACCUUUUCUUUGAUCACUUUUUUAUGUAGUCCCUUAAUUGCAAGUAUAAUUUGCAGGACUGGAUGAUGCAUUUUUCAAGAGUAAAAUGAACUUCUAAGCAUUCUCUUUCUAUUGCAAAUAUACUCGUGAUGACUCCGUUGCUCAUUUGUGCUUUUUCAUGCCCCAGUUGCUCACAGUUUUUUUUGUUUUGCUGCCUGUUUGUUAAAUGCAAUGAGACACUGCCUGCAUAGCAUAUUUUGGGAGAUGUGGGAUGAUCAGUGGUCCAUAAGUAAAUGAGACAGUCAUCUUCCAUCUCUCUCUGUGACUGUGUUUCCAAGGUUUCUAUGAGUCGAGUGGGGGUCAGUCGCCCAAAGGAAGAGCUUGUUCCACUGAACCCACUGAGACAGUCUCCCCCUGGGGAUUUACCAAUGACAGGCCGAAGUCUGUGGGUAAGAAAAUGAAGAAGAAGCAGACCUAGAAAGUCUGAGAACGCUUGCAAGCACGCAUCUUUUAGAAAUAGCAAUAAACACAUUAAACAGUCACAGUAAAAAAAAAUACAAUUAUAAAACAUUAUUGCAUUGUUAUUUUUGCUGUUUAAAUCACAGCUCGGAGUCAACUGCUCUUUUUUUCUUCUCCAAACUGAUACAAAGAGGCAAAAUCAGCAUUUCCUUUUGUAUCUUAUAACAAACAACAAAACCCAUUGACAUGAAAAGACAAAAAUGGAGCAUAAGAAAUCAUACUAUUUGUAGGAUUAUUUUAUGAAAUAAGGAAAAGGUUAUACUCCCAAUCACUUCAUAAAACACCCCAAAAUCAGAAAAUGCAGUCCAGUGGAUAAUAUUUAUAGUCUCAUAGGCGAAAUGAAGUUUAUUAACAGUAAAUUCUGAUAAUAGUUCUAGCUAAUCUAUUUCUGAUUGGCCCUUUUUAAUAUUGAUGGAGGAGAGUGAUUUAGGCCCUGCAUAAGUACCGACCCACUCAGUCUUUAUGGUUAUGUGAAGGUUUUAGAGAUCAAAUCUUUAUCCUCCCAUCUGGCUUAUGUUUGAAAUUGAGGAUUUUAACCAGAAUGAUUAAACGGCUUCUUUCUGAGUAAGGCGUCACUGGCUAAGAGAGCUUUGGGGAAGGAGACGGACAACUAGUAAUGUUUCCUGAAAACUUUUUACAUCCUAGCUAGCUCAUACAGCAUUUGUCAAUUACCACACUUCUGUUCACAGAAGACAAGCAAUUAUCCUACCUGCUGUCUAAUGAAAGAUAAAAAAAAACUGUAUUGAUUGUGUUCCCUCCACAUUAUCGCAUCUAAACAUGUUAAGGCCUUCACUUUUAUUUUCUCUAAAUUUAACAGUAAGCCAAACAUAGUCUGACAAAUGCAGAAGAGUCAGGGAUGAUCUUAGUUAUGUCUUUUAAUAAGAUGCCAUUGUAGUUGUAUUCACAAAACAAAUUUGAAACUGUAAAAUAAAACAUCAAAACAAUUCACUCUAUGUGUUGACAUGUUAAAAAAGUUUAUUGAUUGCCUUAGUUCUACCAAAACAGAGCACUGAAAAACACGAGUCCAACUUCGAUCGCUGUAAUCAAACAUGUUGUUGGAGAUCAAUUUUCUUCGUCAUGUAAACUGUUCAAUCAAAAUAAAACCGGCCUAGAUGUUCUGCACACACUCCGGCAUUUUCUCACUGGGCUUUGAGCCAGAAGUUGAAUAGCUUGGGUGUGUUGCUAGGACACUGGGUAGUGAACAAACCCCAUCGUAUGAAGAAAGGACAUAAAAAAGAAAAAGAAACUUUUCUAUCAUACAAACAAAUGGUACAGGACUGUGACACUGGCAUUGUUUUUACUGCUCGACGUACAUCCCGUUAGCCUAUUACUCCCGCAUUUUGCUUACACGUGUUUGCCAAUAAGACCUGGAAGCAAUGAGCUGAAAGGGGGGAUUUCGCUAGCUAGGGAGGCAGAUAUACUUCUGUCAAUAAUCUUGCCGAGUGCUCAUAAACCUGGAAAGGCAGUUCAGUAAAAUCGCCUGAUCAAGCAUUAAUUAUAGCUUGACUUAACUGUACAUGACUAAACACACUGACUAUGAAUUUGACAAGAUAGCUUCAGCUUACUGCAUAACAUCACAUUAAUUUUAAUCAAAAUGUCCAUAUUUCUCCAUAUUUGUGUCACGACAAACCCACCACUAGGGGGUGCUAAAACAUAACUAAAAAGACUGAAUCACCUGAGGCAGGACAUUCAACAUAAAACAUUGCUACAACAGAUUAAUGUCAGUUUUUGUUAACAGCUGUGUUCAAAUGGCAUUUCAGAGAAUCCUGCAUGAUAAUUUCAUACUGUGGGACGGUGUGUUGCACCUUUUAGCAAACUUUCUGUUAUCAUAAAGGUAACCAGUCCUGUUGGAUGGGCCGUUUCCAUGUAUAAAAUAUGUUUUAUUCAUUUACUAGUGUUGUCUCAGAAUUAAAAAUUAAAAAUUCUGGUAUAGUGUCAGCCCUGAAACAGACGUACUGUACUUAAAGCUCCUGUAAAGAACUAAAGGUUUUUGUCAACUGUGGGGCAUUCUGCGUACAAAGCAGUCUUUUCUUAUCUUGUCCUCAAAACUGCUGAGUCAAAUAUGUAUUUAAAUAUGUAGUUCAUAGUGAAAAUCUUAAGUGAAAAUUGUAACAACAGGGAUGUUUCUACAGCUGCUUGGCUCACACUUACCUCCAUGCAUCAGUUUCAGGCAUGAAAAUUUCAUUAUAAAAUCAAUAAUGAUAUAGUUGAUGCUCUUGAUUGCGUUGGGGUUUCAUAAAGAGCCGCCGGUAUAAAGUUUAAAACUUUUUGUUUGAUUCUGAAACAACUCUUUAUAGGAGCUUUUAGAGGUCAGGAUGAUUUAAACAAAGAUUUUCAUUUGAUGUAUAUGGCAAACUUUAAUUCUAUAUUUCUUGUAAAACAUUUCUCUCGGCGCAGAUUAAAAAAAGAUGAAUGAGUCAUUAACAAAUGAUACUGCUGCCUUGACGAUCACUGACUUCGAACACUUCCUUCUGAGAUAUUGGAUGAGUCUUGAGGUUUAUUUUUCUGCAUACCAUAUCACCUGGACCUACAACAGUUCUGUUUCUUGUUUCAGGAGAUCCCCUCAUGCUGAAUGAAGAUCUCGAUGCGCCAGUCAUGCGCACCACCCUCCCUCGCUCUUUUUCUGCCCCCUACCCGCCUCUUGAGGGUAUUGCUGAGGAGGGCGCAGCUGUGGAGUCAUGGCAGUGGGACCCCAGUGGAGUCAACCGAGCCUGGCAGCAGCACCAGCAGCAUGAACAGCAUGAGCAGUCUGCAGAGGAUCAGGUAACAGAGGAGGACUACCAGCAGGCCUUGAGGGUAGAGAGUUAUAUCCUGGGUCUUAUCCAGAGACGUACCCUUGCACCACGCCCUUGUCAGCCUCGCACCACCCUAAGUCCAGACCCCCCUUACUGCGGCACCCCUGGACACAGUUCCCUACACAGAAGAACCCCUUCUCUGUCCACAGAGCAACGCCUCCCCGACCCCCACAUCCAAUCCCAUGUUGACCUUUCAGCAAACCCAAGAAACCAGGGUUGGGGUUGUGACCUGCUGGAGGGUGAGGCCUGCGAAGGGGAGGCCCCAUCUUUGGAGGAAGACUCCUAUCUGGCUCUGCCCUACCCCCAGCCAAGGCCACACUCUCUGGUUGAGAGGCUACCAUCACCUCUGCCCUCCCUGGACCCCAACUGUGGUGUUGGGGUGCUUGACCUUUGUUGUGAACCUCCUUCCCCCCAGCAUUAUCUACAGCCACAACCUCCCAUUCAUCACAAACACACUUUAGUUAGUGCACAUUACAUCCCUGGACAUCAGUGCCAUGCCUCUGUGCGCUCGCCCAGACACCACAACCAAGAACAGCUGAGGCCCAACCGAGCUAUCACCUCUCCUGACCAUCCUAACUCCAAGUCCAGAUCCUCUAAGAAGAGCAACAACGAGCGACAGAGGGCCAAAAAGUCUAGCAGUAAAACUAGUCGAUCCCAGUCUGAAAAUAGCCUCCUGGGUCAACGUGUGCUACCAGAGCGUAGGUACAGCACCACUGAGAGACACCAAGUCAAAGGGGAUUGUGCUCACGGUCAAGGCCAUGUCAUUGGACAGCAGGCAGGAAACAACGGCCACAAUGGGAAUCGACGUUGGUGCUCCAACCUGGAGCUCAGCCAGGACGAAGGGGAGACCCAGGCGACCCAUAGACGACCUCCCCGGAAAGCCCGCCAUGGUCAUCCUUGCCCCCAUUCCCAACCUCAGAACUACCAUCACCACCAGCAGCACACCCAGCGCUGGCACCCAGACUGUCAUGAGAGAGCACCCAUUUGUCAAGGAGAGGAGGGCUACAGCGGUGCUGCCCCUGCAGAGUCUGAGUCCAGCAUGAGUGAAGUGUAUUCCCCGGCCUCCAGCUCGCUGUCCAGUGACUCAGAUGAGAGUGGGGGGCUAGUGUGGCCCCAGCAGCUACCACCCCGCCUUGCCUCUACCUCCUCCUCAUCUUCGCCUUCACCACAAGCCACUGCCAACACCCCAGCCCAACCAAAAGCCUUUGUCAAGAUCAAAGCCUCCCAUGCUCUGAAAAAGAAGAUCCUCAGAUUCCGCUCAGGGUCCCUGAAAGUAAUGACUACUGUGUGAGGAAAUGUUCAAACCUGUUUUACACUCCAAACUUUUACUGCUGUGUUGUAGAGCCAUCGUCAGAGCAAAAUUGUGACAAACAAAACCAGUCUUUACACUCUUCUACCUCUUAAACAGUAUGUUCUUAGGAUGAGACAUAAACUUUAAUGGGCAUUAUCAAAGAUCUGCUUGGUAUCAGCUGUCUGGUUGAAUUAUCUCCUUGCUGACAACCAUCAGACACCAGACUAAUGAGCAUCACCCUGUGCUAAUUGAUUCUGAGUGUAAUCGUGAAGUUACACUGUGAUGACUCGGACCACAGUGAGGCUAAUUGACUGAACUUGCUGCCAGUUUUUCUUUAUGUCUCUUGGCCCUAUAGUUAAUUAAUCACAGAUUUACACAUAAUUAAUUCUUACAGUAGUCAGCCAUAUGCAAGUCGAGAUAAAUAAGGUCUGAAGUCUUGAAAAACAGCCAAGCUCCUGGCAUGACAUAAAAGUGACUUUAUUUCUGGUUUCUCCCAGAAAUAUCUGGGAUUUAUGUCUAGUCCUUUUUAGUCAAAAAUUAAACAAUUAAAGAGGAAAGUUUGCUGGACAGAACUGUGUAAUUCAGUACUGAUUAAAUGGGAAAAAGCCAUUCCUAUGAUAAAGCAAUCAUUUGAAUUAAAGCGCAUGUUUGCGAAAUAUUGGUUAAUUAUUGGAACUUAAUGAUAGAAAAAUGAUCAUUUCCAAGGUGGAUUUUAAAACCUAAUACGUUAAAGAUCCUGUGAGGAACACAGAGACAAUAUGCACAUUGCCAAUGUUGCCCCUGUUGGUUUUGUUUGCUUGAACACAAGCCCAUUUAUAAAGUACUACUUGAACUUAAGCAUGUCAUAAUCCUGGAUAGCAAUGAUUUUUUCCCUGCAUCCAAGCUGAGCAUCAUACAGAAAAUUUCAAUAACUAACAUGACAUGAACACCCAGGCCAUCUAAUGCAACCUAUUCCAACAGUCCUACCACAAAUUUUACUUUUAAAGCGCCUUAAUUAUCUUUGACAUGGUGAUAAUCAUAUUUGCUAAAUGAUGUUCAUUAUGUCUUCAGUUUCUUAGAAAUAGUUCUCUUUUUUCCUUUAUCUCAGACAUGUAAUCUUUUUCACCUUGACAUGUUUCGGUUGAAACUUCCGCCUUCCUCAGAAGUGGAAAAGAUUACAUGUCUGUAUGUUUUUUUUAUAAUUAGUCGGUAAAGUUAUAGUGGAUGUUUGAGGUUUCUUGAAGUACAUUAUUUUGAAAGGGGUUUCUAAUAUUUUGCUCCCCUCAUCUUUUCAGGAAGUGGACAAAAUACAAGGAACUCUUUACAUAUAACACACUCCAAGUACACCACCAACGAUACAAUGUAAUCAGCUGUCCGAUCAUGUCAAUAAAACCCCCAAACGUAGGAGGCUUCAUAAAAGUGAAAUUUGUGGUAGAGUUGUUGUAUUAAAUUGCCUUAGGUUUUCACGGUGAUAUGGAUGGUCGAUGCGCAUUUUCGUUUUCCCACAGUCUGACAAUUUGUGACAUGACUUUAAAUCUCUGGGCGGAGAGCAUCCUUAUAUGCUUUUUUUCUAUGAUUGAAUUCACCUCUGUGGAUUCACACUGACGUAAACUGUCCCUCACCCCCAUUAAGCAUAAAGAGAUUUCUGUGAGUCAGGGAUGGGAUGGGUAGAAGCCUCAGUAAAUGGACCAAUUAACAUGCAUGCCUCGUCUAAGUGCACAGGUUGAUAGAACAAAGAGACACGGGUUUUGACUCUUUUUGUUAAUAUGUAUGUUUUUGUAUAUACCCUGAUGUGGCCUUGUUUGGAAUGAAUGUAGUUUGUAAAUAAAGACAAUUUUGCCCUCAA
Xyrichtys novacula (pearly razorfish) is the source of this 13209-nucleotide messenger RNA. NCBI's taxonomy places the organism in Eukaryota, Metazoa, Chordata, Actinopteri, Labriformes, Labridae. The record is from the annotation of a GenBank genome assembly.